AUGGUUUGCGAAAGAACAAAUGGAGUGUUGCUAGCAGAUUUCCCAAAGCUACCACUUCCAGAGGAUCGUAUCGAUGAACUCGUACAGUCAUCUGUCGAUUGGGCGCAUGCCCAUGGACUGGUGAUGAGGACGAAAGAACACAAAGAUAGAAGCGAUAUUUGUCAGACCACUCCUUUCGCUCUACUACCGACUCCUUUCCCGCGAAAGUUGUUUGAGCAAGCUGUCAAAGUCCAAAAUUUAAUAGCCUCUUUAUAUCACGAGAUUGCGUACGACUAUGAUUUUCUUAUUGAUUGCCACAAAGAAGUAGUCAAAACUGAUCCAUUCACGAAAGGAUUAAUAGAUAUCCUUCUCAAAGUGCGAGAUGAAGGUCUUGCCCAGAGAAAAACGCUUGCAAUCCAGCGGUCCGACUAUAUGUGCCACAAGGAUCAGUUUUCAUGUGAAUAUACAUUGAAACAGAUCGAAGUGAAUAACAUUGCUUCUAGUAUGGGAGCACAUGCAGAGAGAGCAACGAAGAUGCAUCGACGUACUCUGAUGGAGCUUGGCUACGACAAGGAAACCAUAGAGAAGGCAAUACCGAAAAACGAACCAAUAAAGCUGAUUGCUGAAGCACUCUACAAAGCGUGGGAAUUGUUCGGAUCCCCGGAUGCAGUACUUCUUAUCGUCGUAGAAAACGUUAAUCAAAAUCAGAUUGAUCAGAGACAUGUUGAGUACGCUUUGGAGGAUCUUGGAAUUCCAACAGAUCAAAUAGUACGGAGGAACUUGACCCAAUGUGAACAGUGUUUGAGUUUGUCACCUGAACGUCACUUGUUACUCUCCGGUUCACGUGCGGCUGUCGUAUAUUUCCGUGCGGGAUAUUCACCAGAUCACUACCCCACAGAGAAAGAAUGGGAGGCUCGACUUUUGAUAGAGCGAUCUACUGCAAUCAAAUCACCAUGGAUCGGACUUCAGGUUGCAAACACCAAAAAGACGCAACAGGUUCUCGCCGAAGACGGAGUAGUGGAAAGGUUUGUUGGACACCCUCGCGAAGCUGCAGCAAUACGUUCAACAUUUGCUGGUCUCUGGGCAAUUAAUGGUGAUGAUCCAGUGUCGCAAAAGUUAAUCAAGAAUGCAGUCACUCACCCUUCGCGUUUUGUGUUGAAGCCUCAAUUAGAAGGAGGAGGUGGCAAUUUUUACGGUGAAAAAAUGGCUGAGAAGCUUCGAGAUUUGAAAAAAGAAGAACUUGGAGCAUAUAUUUUAAUGGAGAGGAUCCAACCAUUUGUGGCAGAGAACUACUUAGUGCGAGCGAUGCAACCAACUGAAGUAUCGAAUGUAGUGAGUGAACUAGGAAUUUACGGAUACGCACUUGGCGAUCGAGGUAUGCCAGAAGUCCGUCAAGGGGGGCAUCUUCUGCGCACGAAGAGCGAACAAGUAGAUGAGGGAGGAGUUGCUGUGGGUGCUGCUGUCAUCGACAGCCCCUUUUUAUAUGAGCUGCUGUAA
Necator americanus (New World hookworm) is the source of this 1476-nucleotide messenger RNA. RefSeq lists its product as uncharacterized. The transcript is spliced from 13 exons. Gene Ontology annotation, biological process: glutathione biosynthetic process. The coding region runs from base 1 to 1476 and encodes 491 amino acids. Gene Ontology annotation, molecular function: glutathione binding; glutathione synthase activity; ATP binding. Lineage: Eukaryota; Metazoa; Nematoda; Chromadorea; Rhabditida; Ancylostomatidae. Gene Ontology annotation, cellular component: cytosol. The record is from RefSeq and is a predicted model, not a curated record.